This is a messenger RNA of Trichoderma citrinoviride, 870 nucleotides long. RefSeq lists its product as hypothetical. Gene Ontology annotation, biological process: proteolysis. Lineage: Eukaryota; Fungi; Ascomycota; Sordariomycetes; Hypocreales; Hypocreaceae. The transcript has a single exon. The annotation marks the transcript as partial. Gene Ontology annotation, molecular function: metallopeptidase activity. The record is from RefSeq and is a predicted model, not a curated record.
AUGGAAAAGGUCUGCCGGCACUCAGAUGUCUAUGUUGACGCCUCACCACAUGCGUCCAAAGUCGGCUUCAAACGCGCAACGGGGAGACAGCGUCUGCUGGCGGCAACCGAACAUGGACGUGUCAGGAAAACACUGGAGUUGCUUACGGCAAGAGAAGCCUUUGUAGAUGAAAUGACCUUCCCUGGGCCAUUGGUCCUCCCCGAUGAUGACCUCGCCGAGGACCCAGACUGCCCGCCCCAGGACUUGCGAGAAUGGAGAGACGCGGAGACGCGGAAUCCAGUCACUCCACAGCGAAAGACAGUCUACAUCGUUCCAAGUCCAUCCAUUGCUCCAGAAGUCUCCAAGAUGCAGACGUGGUCUGUCCGCAGCACGCAAGCCGCAACAUCGAAACACGAUAUGCAAGCUACCGAGGCCCCCAAAAUCACUGACCUAAUGGAAUACUUGUCCGCCUUCUUCCACGGCAUGCCCGUCAAACUCUUCAAACCACCCUUCCAAUGGCAGAAAUGGAACAAGUACGACGGCGCAAUCUCAAAAUCCGCCCACACGCAGCGCCGGAUCGGACUCAGGACCCCCGGCCGCCGGCUCUUCGGAAUCCGGUGCCGUGCAUCGCCGGACGGGGUGUCUCCCAUGCAGGUCAACCUGGACGACGUCCUAGACGCCUUGGCGGAAAACAUCCCGGCAGACGCGCAUUCGAUCAUGAUGCUGCUCGACUUGGACAUGUACGAAGGAGACGGGGACAUCUUCACCGCCGGGAGGGCAUACGGGGGGAGCCGCAUCGCUGCCGUCUCGCUGUUCCGCGACCAGCCGCUGUGUGCGCCUCCGGACGAUAGCCACGCAUGGCCGGCAUCUCAUUGCGCCAAAUACGUCGAC